AUGGCGGGACCGGAAAACCAGGUGACAGGUUAUCUCCUGUUCUCUCUGACCACCGCCGUCAUCGGCUCCCUGCAGUUCGGAUACAACACGGGAGUCAUCAAUGCUCCCGAGGAGAAACUCAGAGCCUUCUUCAACAGCACCUGGGUGGAGCGCUAUGGCGUGCCCAUCUCCCCGGGCGUCUGCACCAUCGUGUGGAGCGUCUCCGUCGCCAUCUUUAGUGUGGGCGGUAUGGUGGGCUCCUUCAGCGUGGGCGUCAUGGCCAACCGGUUCGGCAGGCGUCGCUCCAUGUUCCUGGUGAACGUCCUGGCCGUGAUCGGCGGCCUCCUCAUGGGCUUCUCCACCAUCUGCUCCUCCUACGAGAUGGUGAUCGCCGGCCGUCUGGUCAUCGGCCUGUUCUGUGGCCUCUUCACCGGCCUGACGCCCAUGUACGUGGGCGAGGUGUCACCCACCCCCCUCAGAGGCGCGUUCGGGACCCUGCACCAGCUCGGGGUGGUGGUGGGCAUCCUCAUCGCUCAGAUCUUCGGCUUAGAGGGUCUGCUGGGCUCCGACAAGCUGUGGCCCCUGCUGCUGGCCCUCACCGUGGUCCCUGCCGUGGUGCAGUGCGUCCUGCUGCCCUUCUGUCCCGAGAGCCCCCGCUUCCUGCUCAUCAACCUCAACAAGGAGGAGGAGGCACGAAAAGCGCUGGUGCGUCUGCGCGGCAGCGAGGACGUGAGUAAAGACCUUCAGGAGAUGAAGGAGGAGAGCGCCAAGAUGGCCAUGGAGAAGAAGGUGACCAUCCCCGAGCUCUUCCGCUCGCCGGCGUACCGCCAGCCGCUCCUGGUGGCCGUCAUGCUGCAGCUCUCCCAGCAGCUGUCGGGAAUCAACGCGGUGUUCUACUACUCCACCGGGAUCUUCAGCUCGGCCGGGGUGAAGCAGCCCAUCUACGCCACCAUCGGGGCCGGCAUCGUCAACACCAUCUUUACCAUCGUCUCUCUCUUCCUGGUGGAGAAGGCCGGACGCCGGACGCUGCACCUCCUGGGGUUGGGGGGGAUGGCGGUGGCCGCGGUGCUCAUGACCAUCUCGCUGCUGCUGAAGGACAUCCCUGCCAUGAGCUACCUGGCCAUCCUGGCCGUCAUGAUGUUCGUGGCCAUGUUUGAAAUGGGCCCCGGUCCGAUUCCCUGGUUCAUCGUGGCCGAGCUGUUCUCCCAGGGGCCCCGCCCGGCGGCCAUGGCGGUGGCCGGCUGCUGCAACUGGACGGCCAACUUCCUGGUUGGAAUGAGCUUCCCCAAGCUAGUGGAGUUGUGCGGGCCGUGGGUCUUCCUCAUCUUCGCCACCUUCCUCGUCCUCUUCUUCAUCUUCACCUACAUCAAAGUCCCGGAGACGAAGGGCAAGACCUUCGAUGAGAUCGCCCAAAGCUUCGGCAGCCCCCCUCCCACCUCCUCGGGUGUGGAGGAGCCUCCUGCAGGAGCCAGCUCGGCCGUGACGCUCCCCGCCUCGCCGCUGAAGGAGAAGGUUCCUCUGGUGGCGGCUCCGGCUCCGGCUCCGGCUCCGGCUCCGGCUCCGGCUCCGGCCACGGAGACGACUCCUCUGGAGGAUAAAUCCAAGUCGACCGUGCAGGAGAGCGUUGUAGAGCGGCUGCAGACUCACCUCUCACGGGCGAAGGAGGUUUUAAACGAAGGAAGCUUCAGAGAUUUAAAAAAAAUGCUGUAA
Pleuronectes platessa (European plaice) is the source of this 1689-nucleotide messenger RNA. RefSeq names its product solute carrier family 2 member 3a (gene slc2a3a). Gene Ontology annotation, molecular function: hexose transmembrane transporter activity. Gene Ontology annotation, cellular component: apical plasma membrane; basolateral plasma membrane. Bases 1 to 1689 code for a protein of 562 amino acids. The transcript has 10 exons. The record is from RefSeq and is a predicted model, not a curated record. NCBI's taxonomy places the organism in Eukaryota, Metazoa, Chordata, Actinopteri, Pleuronectiformes, Pleuronectidae. Gene Ontology annotation, biological process: monosaccharide transmembrane transport; response to insulin.